Messenger RNA from Rhododendron vialii, 360 nucleotides. RefSeq lists its product as uncharacterized. The transcript has a single exon. The record is from RefSeq and is a predicted model, not a curated record. Lineage: Eukaryota; Viridiplantae; Streptophyta; Magnoliopsida; Ericales; Ericaceae. Bases 1 to 360 code for a protein of 119 amino acids.
AUGGAGUUGUUCAAUUACAAGCAUUCGUCGUUGAGGAAUGUGAUAGAGCGAUGCUUUGAAGUCCUGAAAGCAAGGUUCCCCAUCCUUAAGCACAUGCCGAGUUAUAAUGAAGCCCGUCAACCUGGAACUAAAACAGCAUGUUGUGUUAUUCACAAUUGGAUAAUAAUGAACAGGGGGAGGGAUGAAUUUUGUGAUGACUUUGAGGACGACGGACAAUGGGAGGGUGGAGAGAACGAGGAAGGGAAUGCGGCAAAUGUGGGUCCGGUUGAGCCCUUUAACAUGUUGCCACAUAACACACAAUUGAUGGCUCAAAGGCGGACUGAAUUGGCUCAAUGGAUGUGGGAGUCUUAUGAUGAUUGA